Messenger RNA from Penicillium manginii, 1023 nucleotides. Its product is annotated as sterol desaturase family protein. The record is from RefSeq and is a predicted model, not a curated record. Gene Ontology annotation, molecular function: C-4 methylsterol oxidase activity; iron ion binding. The transcript has 2 exons. Gene Ontology annotation, biological process: ergosterol biosynthetic process. The coding region runs from base 1 to 1023 and encodes 340 amino acids. Lineage: Eukaryota; Fungi; Ascomycota; Eurotiomycetes; Eurotiales; Aspergillaceae.
AUGUUCAACACCAUAUUCUCUCUGUCGACUCUUUCAAUAUUCAUCCUGCCCUUCAUGUUCUCCUUCACCACCAACUUCAACUUCGUCUGGUUCUGGCUAACAUGGUCAACCUUUGUGUUUUCAUUCUCCCCAACCCGGGUCGAGAUUCUCGGUACCACCAUGGUGCGCGUUCUUUUCUACGCACUGCCAUCUACUCUCAUGUUUCUCUUCGACAUGCUCCUACCAGCCGCGUCGACGGUUUUCAAGGCCAGAGGCGCCGAGGGUCUGCCCGGUGGUAGAAAGACUCGCAAUCUCCGACUGAGGGAGUUCAAGGUCGCCGGAUGGUCAUUAUUCAAUAUUGCUCUGGGUAUAAUUCUGCAGGGAUCGAUUGAGUUGAUCUUUCAUCACACUCUUGGCUGGAAAGCAAGAAUCAAGGUCUCCUCGAUUCUACCUUUCCCAGGCACGAUAGCCAAGCAUCUCAUAAUUGGACUAUCUCUUCGUGGGGUUCUAUCGUAUGUGCUGCACCGCUUCGCACUCCACCGCGAAAAGUCUUGGUACCUCGCCUCACUACAUGAAAGCUGGUACCACUGUCUCAGGGUUCCAUACCCGCUCACAGCGCACUACGACCACCCACUCCCCUACCUGAUCCACAAGUUCAUUCCGAUGUAUCUCCCCGCCGCGCUAUUCCGCUUCCACGCCCUUGUGUUCUUCCUCUACCUAGCGAUCAUCUCGAUUGAAGAACUAUUCUCGCACUGCGGGUACAGAUUCUUCCCGAUUGGUUGGUUGGAGGGUAUUGCCGCUCGAGUCGAUGAGCAUCUCGACGACGGCGGCAACUGUAACUACGGCCUCUGGGGCUUUGUGGACCUGCUCGCGGGGACUUAUAAGGGCGAUGGCGGUGGUGACGAUGAUAAUGAUGACCAUUAUAGUGAUCGCUGUGCGCAUAAGUCCAAGGGCCAGCGGGGUGGUAGUAGCACUGGUAGCAAGUCGAAGAAAUGGGGGAGUAGUACUCCUAGGGUUUCUGGUGGGACGCUGCGCAAUAGGUAG